Molecule: messenger RNA, 822 nt
Organism: Olea europaea var. sylvestris
Lineage: Eukaryota; Viridiplantae; Streptophyta; Magnoliopsida; Lamiales; Oleaceae
Product: DNA repair helicase XPB1-like
Exons: 7
Biological process (GO): transcription initiation at RNA polymerase II promoter; nucleotide-excision repair
Cellular component (GO): transcription factor TFIIH holo complex; transcription preinitiation complex; nucleotide-excision repair factor 3 complex
Molecular function (GO): 3'-5' DNA helicase activity
Source: RefSeq, a predicted model, not a curated record
UAUUUAAGUAGGCUAAUUUCAUCGGAAAAAUUUAUGCCUAUAUAUAUUUCGCUCCUUCCCUAAUCCUCGUACCUAUUCCUGUGUUGCUGUUAAAUCUGAUAAAUUUUUGAAACAAAGAUGGGAAACGGUGAGAAAGGUCGACCCAGUAAAAAGAUCAAGCUUUCCAAGGAGGAUUAUAGGGCUUCCGCUGCUGAAGACGAGGCUUCUCAUUUCCCUGACGACGAUGAUAUUCGUGAUGCCGAAGGGAAAAAGAGGGAUUUUUCAAAACUGGAACUUAAACCUGACCAUGCCAAUCGUCCGCUGUGGGCUUGUGCUGAUGGUCGGAUUUUCCUUGAAACUUUCUCCCCGCUGUACAAACAAGCCUAUGACUUCCUCAUUGCCAUUGCUGAACCCGUUUGCAGGCCGGAGUCAAUGCAUGAGUACAAUUUGACGCCACACUCUCUAUAUGCCGCUGUGUCUGUGGGACUUGAAACAGAAACAAUAAUAUCUGUUUUGAAUAAAUUGUCAAAGACAAAGCUUCCUAAAGAUAUGAUUGAUUUCAUACAUAGUUCAACUGCCAAUUAUGGCAAAGUGAAACUUGUGCUGAAGAAGAAUCGAUACUUAAUAGAAUCCCCAUUUCCCGAGGUGUUAAGAAGGUUGCUCCAAGAUGAAGUCAUAGCACGGGCAAGAAUAUCAUCUGAGGGGGUGCAUGGAAGUGAUGGUUUUACGGUUGGAAAAUCAGCAGGUGAAAUAGUUGGCGGACAUGAGCUGCUAAAUGAAGAAGAAUUGGCUGCUGCAGCUGAAGAGAAAGAAAUUCAUUCAUUUGAAAUUGACCCUGCACAG